UCUCUUAGUUUCCUUUCUUUAAAAAGUGGCGAACAGGUAAAAGUAAUUAAAUUUAAUAAUCCCAUUGUGGAUGUUCUAGCAAAUAGAAAGUCAGUGGUAAUUGCAUUUGCUGAACGUAUAGCAGUCUUUGAUGCGUUUACCUUAGAAGAUCGAUUAACUGUAACCACCUGUUAUUUAAGUCCGGGUAUAUAUCCCAAUCCCAUUGCCUUAGGAACGCGUUGGAUGGCAUAUGCAGAAAAGAAACUAAUAAAUAUCAAAAAAAGUAGUGGUGGAAAUGAAGGGGAGGGAAUACAAAGUUACACAGCGACUGUAAUACAUGCUGCGAAAACUCUGGGAAAGGGCCUACGAGAAUUGGGAGAAACAGUAGCCAGCAGUUUAACUGGAAAUUCUCCGUAUAAACCUCCGAAUUUGUCAGGGAGCAAUGUCGGAUCCACAAACGUCCCGUAUAUGUCCGAUCUUGUUCAUAAAGGAAUCGUAACGGUUUUGGACAUCGAAAAGCAUAAUUCAAAUGAUGGCACCUUAGACGCAGAAGGAGUCGUUGCCCAUUUCGUAGCUCAUUCAGAAGCGAUUGUCUGCAUGAGUUUUGACCCCAGUGGACUUAUAUUAUUCACAGCAGAUAAACAGGGACACGACUUUCAUCUGUUCCGAAUCCAUCCCCAUCCAGGAGGCCCAGCUCUUGCUGCUGUUCAUCACCUGUACGUUUUGCAUCGAGGUGACACAACUGCUCGUGUCCAGAAUGUUUCAUUUUCCCCUGAUUCUCGCUGGGUUGCCGUCUCAACGCUCCGGGGAACCACCCACGUUUUUCCUGUGACUCCUUAUGGAGGUAACGUCGGUGUUAGGACACACGCAUCUCCCCAUGUUGUCAAUAAGAUGUCCAGAUUUCACAGGUCAGCAGGGCUUAAUGUAGAGGGUAGAUCGCACAGUCCGGUUUCUUUGUUCGAAGCGCCGGUUAAUUCUAAUCUACCUCACCACAACCCUCGUUUGCCACCUUACCCCCAUCCAACGGUUGUUCAUCCCCUUGCACAAAUACGUCAGCCCCUUCUCUUCGUUCAGAAUGCCGCCAAUGCACAACAUAGACAACAUCAAGGUAGGCAAAGGUUAGGUUCUUGUUCCGAAGAUGGUAACACGCAGGUGGCCCUUCGUGUUUGUACGGCUUUUGCUCCUCCCCGCGCAUGGUUUGACAACUUGAUGCAACCUCCCGACGUUACAUUGAACAAUAAACUUCAAAUAAAGCCAGUUGAGUCUCUCUUUAUCAUGUCUUGUUACGGAAAUUUGUUACAGUAUGACCUGGAUCCUCAUCAUUUGCUUUCUAUACCGAAAGAGAAAGUCUGCGACGAGACACCCAUUGAAUUAGGAGUGAUUGCGAAAGCUCAGUGGACUUUACAACGACAACCGGGACACGCAGACAAACUUUUGCCCCUGACUUAUGAAAACUUGAAGCUCGUCUUCAGAAAGCUAGCUUCGAGUAAGGAAAAGAGACCAAAGAAACCUGCAUAUGAAGAAGACCAAUGGCUUUCGCAGGUGGAGAUUGUAACGCAUGCGGGUCCGCAUAGGAGACUCUGGAUGGGACCUCAAUUUACUUUUAAAACUUACAACAACUCUAGCGGAACUUCGUUUUCUGUAAACGAAACUCAAGCCAUCGAUUUGGGACGUUCCAAACCUGUCAAUAUGCCUCUUAGUGCCACUUAUCCGGUCGUUAUUGAAUCUGGAUCAGCGAGUAGCUGCGAACAGUCGCCAAAGUUAUUUGACAUGCAUCACAGUAGCACCGACAGCACGAAAAUGGCUGGAGACAACCGAUUGAAAGAGGACUUAGCCGAUGCCAUGCUGGAAUCGUCCGGAGUUGUGCGAGAUGUUGGAGGUCAUUGCGUCAUUGUUUCCAUGAAGCCGCCACUUCCUCCUCCUCAGUCAUCGUCGGGAAUCGUGAAGGUCGUUAAUCCUCUGGGUACAGUAGUUACUUUAGAAUCUUCAAACGAAGAAGAUGAACAAGUACCACCAAUUAAUGAGGAAGCUGAAAUACAUGAGAACUGCGACGAGGCAUUGUUUAGGCCUAUCGUUUCGCACAAAGCUGUUACUAAUGUGCAAAAGUCGCUCCCAGUCGUCACUAAAACUUAUUCAAAUUUGAAACGGAAAGAUGAUCCCGUCAAUGAGAAUACAAAAAAAAAGGAACAAGUGGCAACAAAAAUCCGCAUCGAUACAAUUAACGUUAACAAUGAAAGGAUUACUAGUCCCGAUUUAGAGCUUUUGAAUGUGAAAAAUAAAAAUUGUAAUAGUGAACCAAAUAUAAAGCAACCGCAGCAGCAAAGACCAAAAAAGAAAACAAAAGCAGAAGAUGUGCCUGAAGAUGUUGAAAAUAAUCAAAAAUCUUCUGAGGGGAACGAUCUUGUUAUAUUAAAUGGCAUCAUACCACAAACAUUUACUGAACCUAAAGAAGAAGUAGUAAGCAAUGCAAAAAAGGAAGUCAAAUACGAAUUUGAGAUCAAAGACGCUCCUUUCUCUUCUGGCGAAGAAGAAAAGGGAAAAGUUGAAAAACAGGAGAAAAGUAACGGAAAGAAAACACGCAAACCGAAACCGAAGCUCGGUGUAAGACUUAGCAAACUUAAAGAUAAUAGCACCUUUGUCGAAGAAAAAGCAGACAAUAACGAAAAAUCGGAUUAUUGUCCGGACGUGGAAGUUACCUUAACUUUGCCCAAGAGAUCUUGGAGCAGCGUAGUUUCGAUGAAUACAGUCAUUCCUCAACCUAUUGUCAAUCCUCUUCCACCUUUGCCUACGGCUCUUCUUGAUUUACCCGAUAUUGAAAACGUACAGCAAUUGGUCAGCGAACUGCCACCAUUGGAUGAAAAAAUAACUGAUAAAUAUGACCUAAUCGAGUUGAUGAAUGAACGGGACGAUCCUUGGAGUUCAUGUAACGUUUUUCAAUGUGAAAAGUCAGUUGAUAGCGAUUCUUCCAUGCUGAAAGUCUAUAAAUCGUCAGAGGACGAGAACACAGAGAGCAGUGACGAUUCAGGGAAAAAUGGAGUCGAUUUGAUAGGGAAUGCAAUUGAAAAGAAGGAGGAGCUCCAAGAAGAGGAAGAAAAUGAUAAAACGGUGCAGGGAAAGAGUCGAUCUUCUCGUCGAAAAACAAGAAAUAAAAAGAAGUAAUUAGAGCUACAUACACAUUUGAUAUUAAUUUGUUUUUUUUUUACGUUUUAUUUUUCAAGGAAAAAAGAAAUGGGAAUUUAUUUUUGCUAUAAAUAGAAGAGUAUCUAUCUUACUUAUAAAUCACAAACAAUAUUUCGAUUAUUACAUCCACAAACUUUUAGGCCAGUAAAUUUAUUAAAAUUUUUAUGAUUUUACUGGCCUGAAUGUGUAAAUUUCAUUUUUUAUUUUGCAAAAAGUUUUUUAAUCACUUUUCCAGUAUUUUUUCAGAUGAUUUAACGAUAAGUAUCUGUUCAUAAAUUAAAAUAUAUUUUAAAUAGGUUUUAAGGCAUUGUUUCCUUUUUUGUAUUAAAUAUUAAUUUAGUUUUUUUUAUUUUGAUAAAAGAGAUGCCAGCCUUAACAGUGGUCGCCAGUGAUGUAUAACAUCUAACGUCGGUAACUUGAAAAAUAAUAAUUUCACAACGUAAGCUAUACAGUUGUUUAAGACCAAGUUUACCAAAUCGAACGGUUGACAACUGUAUUUUCUACCAGUUUCUACCUUUUUUCUCUGUCUCUUCGAAUGUCUAAUAUCAGCUAAAAAUUACCCCUACAUACACACAUACCGAACAGUAAGAUGUUAAACAUUAAAAAAUGGCUGCCAUAAGUUUUAAGUGAGCCCAUUUAAUAGUAUUUAUUUUUUUUGUAGUGUUAUUAGGGAAUAUAUGUAACAGGUAGAUGUUAUACGUAUUCUUCAUGUGUUAUAAUUUAUUACUAUAAUUCAAACAGGGUGCAGUGAUAUCAGUAGUAUGGUAAUAAUGUAGACUACAUAAUUUUUAAUUACAAUUUUCUCCCAGGCUUGAUGAAAAUUUAACAGGAAAGGUACUGUUGUUUUUCUAAAUUUAAAAUAUUCCUUCUUAAAGAGUAUAUGUAUACGGCUUUUGUAUAUUACUAAAAAAUCACCUUGCAUACGUGUAAAAGGCGUUUUUAUUUUGAAAUUUUAUUAAUAUUAUUAUUAUAUCUUUUACGUAAGUUAAC
Agrilus planipennis (emerald ash borer) is the source of this 4149-nucleotide messenger RNA. Its product is annotated as breast carcinoma-amplified sequence 3 homolog. The record is from RefSeq and is a predicted model, not a curated record. The transcript is spliced from 8 exons. Lineage: Eukaryota; Metazoa; Arthropoda; Insecta; Coleoptera; Buprestidae. Gene Ontology annotation, cellular component: cytoplasm. Gene Ontology annotation, biological process: response to starvation; autophagy. The annotation marks the transcript as partial. Gene Ontology annotation, molecular function: protein binding.